Molecule: messenger RNA, 705 nt
Organism: Kazachstania africana CBS 2517
Lineage: Eukaryota; Fungi; Ascomycota; Saccharomycetes; Saccharomycetales; Saccharomycetaceae
Gene: PIN3
Product: Pin3p
Exons: 1
Coding region: 1-705 (234 amino acids)
Biological process (GO): protein transport to vacuole involved in ubiquitin-dependent protein catabolic process via the multivesicular body sorting pathway
Cellular component (GO): ESCRT-0 complex
Molecular function (GO): protein binding
Source: RefSeq, a predicted model, not a curated record
AUGUCAUCCGCUUUAAUUAAUCGUGCUAUUACCAAUAUUAAGACAGAAUUAGAUUUCCUUAGGGAGUCUGAAAUCAUAACCCAGCAACAACUUGAUGAAAUCUUGAAACAAUUACCUGAAAAGUAUGAUCCUUCGAGUAAGCAAGCACAGAGUAAUGAAAAACUACCCCUCCAAACGGUGAAUGCAGCAGCGAAUUCCUCCUCUGCCUCAGUAGACCAUGCCUCUGCGACGCCUCCUCCAGCAAAUCAACUGGAAUACGUGGAGGCAUUGUAUGCUUUUGAACCACAACAGGAAGGUGAUUUAAGAUUAGUCGCAGGUGACAAAGUUCAAAUUCUCGAGAAACCAUCCGCUGAAUGGUACAAGGGAACUUGUAAUGGCCAAAUUGGUAUGUUUCCCGCUAACUACGUGAAGCCAGUUACAAAGGAUAGCUUUGCUCCACCUCCCCCUCAAUAUCAACAAUACUCAAACAACUACCAACAGCCUUCAUACUCCCAACCAGCCUAUCCCCCAGCUUCAACGGGUUACUACCAACAGCCACAACAAGUGCAAGUCCAACAACCACAACAAGUGCAAGUCCAACAACAACCACAGCAGCAGAGCCAAACUAAUGAACAAUUGAAAAGAUUUGGUAGUAAGCUAGGUAACGCUGCCAUUUUUGGUGCAGGUGCUACUUUGGGUAGUGACUUGGUUAAUAGUAUAUUUUGA